Adelges cooleyi (spruce gall adelgid) is the source of this 3542-nucleotide messenger RNA. It is a transcript of the gene egl, whose product is annotated as egalitarian protein homolog. The transcript has 7 exons. Bases 290 to 2473 code for a protein of 727 amino acids. Gene Ontology annotation, molecular function: nucleic acid binding; 3'-5' exonuclease activity. Gene Ontology annotation, biological process: nucleobase-containing compound metabolic process. Lineage: Eukaryota; Metazoa; Arthropoda; Insecta; Hemiptera; Adelgidae. The record is from RefSeq and is a predicted model, not a curated record.
AAACCUCAGUAUUUUGGUACUCGUCCUGUUGAUCGGUGCUUAGUUUAGGCGUUCGGUUAAUUUUUUUUUUUUUACAUAUUUUUUAUUUUAUUUCUUAGACCGUUUUUAAUCUUUUUUUUUCAAAAAUGUAUAAGCUCGUCGACACUGAGCUAUACAUAAACAAUUUAAUCAUGUACCUAUGAAUGACUGUGAAUUUUAACAAAUAGGCAUAAUAUAAUAUUAUCAUCGUGCAUAUCUCAAGUUCAUAUUAUUAUAAAACUUAAAAUAAUACACCUACCUACUCUUCGUAAUGGAUAGUUCUGAAUACGAAUCGGUGAGAAAUCAAACCCUGCUGUUUUUCUUUGAAAAACUUUUGGACAAGGGUACUCCGAGAUCGCUGCACGAUCUUAGUUGCCAGUUCGGUUCCAAAGGCUUCACCAAAGAAAUGCGACAAAUCGCCGGAGGUUCGCAGUCGGGUUUGAAAAAAUUCCUAUCGCAACACCCGUCGUUGUUCACAGUGGACGGUGAUCUAGUGGCUGCGUCUCAAAUCGUUGCGCCCGUUCAGACCGACUCCAAUUACAACCACAAGGCGGUCGAUUACUUCAGAGAUAAGUUAUUAAAAUACGGAGUUGGAACCGAAGUUCCUAUUCGAUGUCUUCUCGGCCAUCGUUCUCAGGCUCCGCCAGAAAUUCGACUCAUAUCCGGAUUGCAUAUCAAAGAGUUUAGAGAUUUUUUAAUAAGAUACCCAGAUGUAUUCACCGUCGGAGAAGAUAGCGUCAUACUCACUGAGUAUGCUGGUCUAGAACGAAAAAUGUAUGACGACAGCGAAAAACUAGAAACGAAAAUUGAUCCGGAAGUCACCAAACGCCUUUUAACUUUUUGCGUACAGUGUUUGGAAUGCAAAGGACCUAUGCUUACCGAUCAGUUGUUUCAUAGUAUCUCGUUGCGUUUCACAGAAAAUACAUGGUCGUCAAUAUUUAAAACGCCUACGGAUCUAUUCACAUUCCUGAAAAUGAACCCUGAACAGUUUAAUACGCAAUCAAAUUUGAUUACAUUAGUGAAAAAUAGUCCUAAGCCAGAACCAAAAAUUACUCGAACUCCUAUUGAAGUAGUUCCGUUGACGCCGCCCAUGUCUCCACCGUUACCAAAACCAAUAAAAAACCAAUCGCUGAAACAGCGUAUCAAUAGUUUAGUUAUGAAGACAAUUGCCGAGAACACCGAACGCAAUAAUAGAACAACAAACGGCCAUGACGACGGCGAUGCUUGGAAAGGAAAAAUGGCAAACAGCGUUAAAGCUAUAGUGACAAGCACCAAGGAGUCGUUAAACAUUGUCGAUAAAAUGUUAGCCCAAAAAUCACCCGUCGGUGUAGAUUUUGAAGGCGUGUGUGUUGGAGCCAACGGUCAACUUAGUUUGAUGCAAAUAGUCAACGAAGACGGAACGUGUUUUAUAUUUGAUCUGAUUGCUUGUCCACAAUUGAUUAAAAAUGGAGGACUACAAACAUUGCUCGAAAGCGAAGAAAUUGUUAAAGUGAUCAACGAUUGUCGAAACGAAAGCUUGAACCUGUACAACCAGUUUGGAAUCGCCAUGAAAAACGUGUUCGACACACAGGCCGCCAUCGCCGUGAUCCAAUACCAAGAAACCGGUCAACCCGUGUACAAAGCCAAAAACUGCAGCCUGAACACCAUGUGCGAAAAAUACGGUUUACCCGAAAACCCGACCAAAGAUCAACUUAGAGCCCUCAACAAGAAAGACCAAAGGUAUUGGCUCCGAAGGCCUUUGUCCAGGGACAUGUUGGCUUAUGCCGCCAGCGACGUGCUCGCCCUAAUGCCUCAUUUGUACAAAAAAAUGUCUGCUCAAAUUCAUCCGUCCAAUUCAAAAUUACUCGAAGAACUGUGCGAAGAGCAAGUGUACUUGCUUAUUGUGCCAGACAACGUGCAGAAACGCAAACAUCAGCGAAAAAUCGACAACGAGCUACACGUCUUGAAGGAGAAACUGUCUGCCGAUAACGGGAAAAAUGUCGUUCUCAGCAACAGAGAACUGAGAUUACUUAGGCAUUUGGAAUUGACUGACGAGGACAAAGAGAAACUGAAAGGGUCGUUGAAGGUCGCCAAAAAACUGGAAAAAAUGGAAGGGAAAAAUAUAAAAACCAACGGCGAAGAAUGCGAUUCAAACGAAUUUCUCAGCUUGGACAGUAACAUAAGCGGUAAAUCCACGUCGUCGGACAAUUCUGCUUCAGGCGAAUUCCAGUCUUUGGCAUCCGAACAACCGAGCCUGACGGAAUCCAUGCAGAUGAUGGACGACGUGUUGUCGGACAAGUUGAUGGAUCGUUUGGAGAAAAUCGAACGGUUAGAAUCGCUGUUGACAAUGGCGAUGGACGCGGAACCGGACGACCAAACCUCGAGCCCGGACGCUUCGCCGACGGGCUGCCAGUGUUCGUGCCAUCUGUUCGCCAACGACACCGUCGAAACGUCCACUCAAACCGAUCCGCUGUAGUGCCGUUUGCCCGGCAAACGUUUGUCUUGCAACACACGAGGAACCGCCGAAGAGAGACGGUCGUCGAGGGAUCUAUCCCCCGGGGAUCGACGAUCGAGACGGUGCCGACUUGGCCGUGGCUUUCGACGGGAAUGCCGUGUUUCCACAUAGACACGGUGAGGCGCCUGUAUACGAGUAGUGUAUAUAAUAUAUUUUGGGGGAAAACCCCCCCCCCCAAAAAACAAUAUGUCUAUAUCUAUAAAAAUGAAUUGAUUAACAGGGUCGAGUACACGAUAUCCGUCCGUAAAAAUUAUUAUUUUUAUCAUUAUUAUUAUUAUUAUACCUGCUAUAUAGUGUGAAUAUAUAUAGCGGCGAUUAUAUAAAAUAUAAUAAGCGGAAAUUAACGGCAAUAAUACAAUUAUUUUUUUUUUUAAACCGCAACGCGUAUUAGACUGAGAAAAUCAAUAAAAAAGAUGAUAAUAAUUAUAUUAUUAUUUAGGUGUCAUGUACAAUACCUAAAUAAUUAGCAUCACGUGCCUUAUUUUUAGACUAAUUAUUAGUGUAACUAUUAUUAUUAUUAUAAUUAGAGAUAGGUUUUCAAAACCCUAGUGAAUUUGUUUGCUCAAACAGUAUUAACUGAAAAAACAUAUUAUUUUACACGACAUUCAUCGUGUGUUGUUAUAUUAUUGAAACUUAAUAAUAUAAUAUGUUUUUCUCGUUGUAGUUGUAUUAUCGUAUGUAUACCGACAAUCCGCCCAUAGCUAGUGUGUAUUAUUUUCUGCUAGUCGUGUAACACUAUAUGCGUUUUGUAUAUUAUAAUAAUUAUUAUGUAUUUUAUUUGUCUUCCCUCGUAUGGUGUCACGUUGUAUUUUUUUUCAUCUUUGCGGCGGACUGUUAUAGCAAUCAAUAGUAUUAUAAACACAAAAAUAAUAUAGUAUUUUUUUAUAUAUAACAUUAUUACACCAACGUUAACGUUUUGUAUUGUAAAUUAUAUUGUACAUUUUUUCGGUAUAAACGCAAAAAAAAACCGUCAUAUUAUUAUCGUAACUUGUGAUUUAUUUUAACAGAUAUAAUUGUUACAUGCUAUUAU